AUGAAGGAUACCAUCUUACCAACGCUUCACCAUAUUGCCAAGAAAUAUCCGGGUAGGCUAACGAAGACCUUCGAUCGUCCCCAUAGCCAUGACUUGGUACACUUCGAUGAAGGCGAUGUGGUGAUAGUGCGCUCUGAAGGCAGAACGACGAAGGCAAUAUGUCUACUCUUUGGUCCGUAUGCUACUAAGACUAGAAUCGGACAACGCUAUCAGAUAGCGAACAAAGACGGGUCAGCCCCAUCAGACUUAAAAAGCAAGCCAGUCCGUGUCGAACUCAUCCGGUUAGUACACCGUAUUACAGACCCGCCACUCGACGACACAUCGGGGGACGAAGGAGGAACAGGCAAACUGGAAUAUUUGGUGCGAUGGCGCGAAGGCGACCCAACGUGGGAGACAGUCGAGGCCUUUAGCGAUCCCAACGACAUUGUCGCCUAG
Messenger RNA from Sphaeroforma arctica JP610, 435 nucleotides. RefSeq lists its product as hypothetical. The transcript has 2 exons. Lineage: Eukaryota; Ichthyosporea; Ichthyophonida. The coding region runs from base 1 to 435 and encodes 144 amino acids. The record is from RefSeq and is a predicted model, not a curated record.